This is a messenger RNA of Pezoporus flaviventris, 636 nucleotides long. RefSeq names its product SUN domain-containing protein 3-like. Bases 1 to 636 code for a protein of 211 amino acids. Gene Ontology annotation, cellular component: meiotic nuclear membrane microtubule tethering complex; nuclear envelope. The transcript has 5 exons. The record is from RefSeq and is a predicted model, not a curated record. Gene Ontology annotation, biological process: nuclear envelope organization. Gene Ontology annotation, molecular function: protein-membrane adaptor activity. Lineage: Eukaryota; Metazoa; Chordata; Aves; Psittaciformes; Psittacidae.
AUGGGAGUUACAGCUGUUCAAGAGGUCAUCAAUCAAGUCUUGGAGAAGCUGGAAGAAAGCCAAGUCCCAGUGACUGAUUACGCCCUCAGAUCAUCAGGGGCUGCUGUCAUUCCCGAAUGCACAAGUCCAUCCUUCCGGAAUAGGGCAGAAAAAGUCAUCUUGUAUUCCCUGCCACUGGUGGAUUAUGUGAGAUCUCCUGAGCUUAUUCUUGAGAAGGAAAAUCAUCUAGGAAACUGCUGGCCCUUCCACGGAAGUCAGGGACACGUCCUCAUCAAGCUCUCUGUGCCAGUCAUUCCCAGAGCAGUCACCAUGGACCAUGUCUCAGGGCCAGAGCUCCAUGGAGACAGUAUGUCCAGUGCUCCAAAGGACUUUGCUGUCUACGGGGUGACGGAAGAAAAGGAGGAGCAGUUCCUGGGACAGUUUGUUUUCCUGGCACCACUGAAUCCCACCCAGACCUUUCGGCUAAAGGUACGGGGACAAAGAGGGAGGAGAACAGAGAGGGGAGGAGAGCAGAGGGGAGGAGAGGAGAGCUGCACUUUGCUGGGGGAGAAGCUUCCGUGCCAAAGGGCUCGAGGCAGCAUUCUCCCGGAGAAUGCCAUGUGCCAUGCUGUCCCUCCUUCUGCUUUAAUCUCCUAA